CCCUCCUCAACCCCUCCCUUUCUCCGCCCUAUGGCGUCAGUUAUGACGUCGACAGGGUCUGUUCAGUAAUGGGAAACUAGCCACGAACGAUGUGUUAUGGAUCUGUUACGGGAUCGCUGAGUUCUGUCAUUCCCGGGGGCAGUUGUGCGACCUCGGUCCUAAACGUAUGCCUGCUGCGUUCUCCCUGGUGGGGAUCGUAUCAUGUCUGGCAGGCGUUGUCAAGGCUCUUCGGGUUCGGCAGCUGGUUCUGCUUCGGGAGAUACGGCCCUAUGCGGAGAGCCAGCUAGGGAGCUUUUCGAGGCCUGCAGGAAUGGAGAUGUGGAGCGUGUCAAGAAGCUUGUAAACCCGGAAAACGUAAACAGUCGAGACACCGCAGGGAGGAAAUCGACUCCACUUCAUUUUGCUGCAGGUUUUGGACGAAAGGAUGUAGUCGAACAUCUUCUACAGAGUGGAGCAAAUGUUCAUGCAAGGGAUGAUGGAGGCCUCAUUCCUUUGCACAAUGCUUGUUCAUUUGGCCAUGCGGAGGUUGUUAGUCUCUUGCUAAGACAUGGUGCUGACCCAAAUGCCCGGGAUAAUUGGAAUUACACCCCCCUUCAUGAAGCUGCUAUUAAGGGGAAGAUUGACGUCUGCAUAGUUUUACUUCAGCAUGGUGCUGAUCCAGUUAUUCGUAACACAGAUGGGAGGACUGCAUUAGAUCUGGCUGAUCCAUCUGCCAAAGCAGUGCUGACUGGGGAAUACAAGAAGGAUGAACUUUUGGAGAGCGCAAGGAGUGGCAAUGAAGAAAAACUGAUGGCUCUUCUUACUCCUUUGAACGUGAACUGUCACGCAUGUGAUGGUAGAAAGUCAACACCAUUGCAUUUGGCAGCUGGGUACAACCGUGUUAAAAUUGUGCAGCUUUUACUUCAGCACGGUGCAGAUGUUCAUGCCAAGGAUAAAGGGGAUUUAGUUCCUCUCCACAAUGCCUGCUCAUAUGGUCACUAUGAGGUUACAGAACUUUUAGUAAAGCAUGGGGCAUUUGUGAAUGCAAUGGACCUGUGGCAGUUUACUCCUCUUCAUGAGGCAGCUUCGAAGAACAGAGUGGAAGUAUGUUCUCUGUUGUUAAGUUAUGGUGCUGAUCCAUCCCUGCCAAAUUGCCAUAACAAAACUGCCAUUGAUCUGGCACCUACUCCUCAGCUUAAAGAGCGAUUAGCAUAUGAGUAUAAAGGUCACGCACUGUUACAAGCUACACGUGAAGCAGAUAUUGCUAGAGUUAAGAAACACCUCUCCUUGGAAAUUGUGAACUUCAAGCAUCCUCAAACACAUGAAUCAGCGUUGCACUGUGCUGCUGCCUCUCCGUACCUGAAGAGAAAACAAGUGUGUGAACUUCUACUGAGGAAGGGUGCAAAUGUUAAUGAGAAAACAAAAGACUUUCUAACACCACUCCAUGUAGCCUCAGAAAAAGGACACAAUGAUGUUGUUGAAGUACUUGUGAAACAUGAAGCAAAGGUCAAUGCAUUGGAUAAUUUAGGACAAACACCUCUACACAGAGCUGCCCACAGUGGUCAUAUCCUUACAUGUCGGUUGCUUCUAAAUUCUGGAUGUGAUCCAACACUUGUUUCAUUGCAAGGCUUUACUGCUUCCCAGAUGGGCAAUGAAAGCAUCCAGCAGAUAUUACAAGAGGGCAUUCCAGUGGGGAAUUCUGACACAGAUCGACAGUUGUUGGAAUCUGCGAAAGCUGGUGACUUAGAAAUUGUAAAAAAACUUUGUACAAUUCAGAAUGUAAAUUGUAGGGAUGUUGAAGGACGCCAGUCCACACCACUUCAUUUUGCUGCUGGCUACAACAGAAUCGCUGUAGUGGAUUAUUUGCUUCAGCAUGGGGCUGAUGUUCACGCUAAGGACAAAGGAGGUUUGGUCCCUCUUCAUAAUGCCUGCUCAUAUGGCCACUAUGAGGUUGCUGAACUUCUGGUUAAACAUGGUGCAGUCGUCAAUGUAGCUGAUCUGUGGAAAUUUACUCCUCUUCAUGAAGCUGCUGCCAAGGGGAAGUACGAGAUCUGUAAGCUUUUAUUACAGCAUGGUGCUGAUCCCACAAAGAAGAACAGAGAUGGGAAUACUGCAUUAGAUUUGGUGAAGGAUGGUGACACAGACAUUCAGGAUUUGCUGAGGGGAGAUGCAGCCUUGUUAGAUGCAGCUAAAAAGGGGUGCUUGGCCAGAGUGAAAAAACUUUGUACACAAGAGAAUGUCAACUGUAGAGAUACACAAGGACGGCAUUCAACACCAUUGCAUCUAGCAGCUGGCUACAACAAUCUUGAGGUUGCUGAACAUCUUUUACAGAAUGGCGCUGAUGUAAAUGCACAGGAUAAAGGUGGACUUAUCCCAUUACAUAAUGCUGCAUCAUAUGGGCAUGUUGACGUAGCAGCUUUGCUGAUUAAGUAUAACGCAUGUGUGAAUGCUACUGAUAAGUGGGCUUUUACACCUCUGCAUGAAGCAGCCCAGAAAGGAAGAACUCAGCUGUGUGCUUUGCUGCUAGCCCAUGGAGCUGAUCCAUCCUUGAAAAACCAAGAAGGGCAGACACCGCUAGAUCUAGUUACCGCAGAUGAUGUCCGAGCUCUGCUGACUGCUGCAAUGCCUCCAUCUGCUUUGCCUUCUUUUUACAAGCCCCAGGUCAUCAGUGUUUCACAAACUGCAGUGCCUACAGCUUCUUCACUUCCAUCUGUUCCAUCUAGCCCAUCUAUUUCUGCAGCCAGCAGUCUUGAUAACUUGUCUGGUAGCUUUUCCGAAAUACCUGUUAUUGUUAAUACCAGUGGAGCCGAAGGUGCUGUUAGUUUAGAAAAGAGGGAAGAGGUUCCAGGGCUGGAUAUAAGCGUUAAUCAAUUUUUAAAAAACGUUGGCUUGGAACAUCUAUACGACAUAUUUGAAAGAGAGGUCUUAAUCCCUAUUUGACAAUAAACAGUACAAGUGGCACAAUCUUAAUUGACUUGUCUUCUGAUGACAAAGAGUUCCAGUCUGUAGAGGAAGAGAUGCAGAGUACAGUGCGUGAGCACAGAGAUGGGGGCCACGCAGGAGGUAUCUUCAGCCGAUACAACAUAGUGAAGAUUCAGAAAGUCUGUAACAAGAAGCUUUGGGAACGUUAUACCCAUCGGAGAAGAGAAGUCACUGAGGAAAAUCACAACCAUGCUAAUGAAAGGAUGCUGUUUCAUGGCUCCUUAUUUGUGAAUGCUAUUAUUCACAAAGGUUUUGAUGAAAGGCAUGCCUAUAUUGGUGGAAUGUUUGGAGCUGGCAUUUACUUUGCAGAAAAUUCUUCCAAAAGCAAUCAGUAUGUUUAUGGGAUUGGAGGUGGAACUGGAUGCCCAGUUCACAAAGACCGAUCUUGUUAUAUUUGCCAAAGGCAGUUGCUAUUCUGUCGAGUAACACUGGGAAAGUCGUUCUUACAGUUCAGUGCAAUGAAAAUGGCUCACUCCCCUCCAGGACAUCAUUCUGUUACUGGUAGACCCAGUGUAAAUGGUUUGGCUUUGGCUGAAUAUGUUAUCUACCGCGGAGAGCAGGCUUAUCCAGAGUAUUUGAUAACAUAUCAGAUUGUGAAACCAGAAACUGUACCCGAGGGAUAAAGACAAAACAUCAUCUGUUAUGAACUUUGUAAAUUUAUUUUCUGCAUUAAUGGACAGCUUUCAGCCACAGAUUCCCAAACUGUUGGCUAGCAAUCUACAUAAUUCACAUCUGUGAUGGAAUUUAAAAUGUGAAUAUACAGUCUAGCAUUUGAAAUAAUGGCGUAUAAAUAAUGUACAGUAUAUUUCUAGGCUUCUAAAUAUUGUCUUCUGUUCUUCAGCACUUUAACAAAUACCCAGGGGGUGUCAUUAUUGGCAUGGGUAAUUUUUGAUAAAGUCAUCAGUUAGUUUGUAAAAAGAGACUUUUGUGGUUCUGCCACAGAGUGUCAUUUGUAGUUACACACAUAAACAGUUGCCCUAGUUCCUUUUUAAUAAAUAUGGAACACAUUUUACAUUUGCUACUGUUCUGUUUUAUCUCAAUGUACAGAGCCAAGGAUCUGUCUUGUCAGCUGUUUGUAUUGAGUAAUGUACUGUAAAUUGGAAUGAGGUGCACUUGAAUAUUUACUGGUUUUAUAUGGAGCUGUUUCACUGGUAUUGAAACUAAUAUAAAGUACUCAAAAAUGACUGAAGAUGAUAUAGAGUCUGCUAAAGUGGCUGGCAGUAUUCUACCUGCUUUGCUAAAUUUCACAGCCUGAAAAUGGACCAUAUUUAAAGGCUGAUAUGAAAACUAUUUUUAGUUGUGCUUGUGUGCUUGGAACUUAGCAUGAUUCUCUUCAAGGACGCUGCAGUUGAGGUUUCACUUUAAUACUACUAAACUUGAGUUCUUGUAUUAGAACUACAUUUUUUUGUUUGUAGGAAUUGCAGCCGAGAAGGGAAUUGAUGUUUGGUCUUUGUAGGAACUGCAGCAAGAAAGGUAUCUUUCAAAAGUGAACAGUGAAAAGUGGUUUGAAAUUUGUUUUGCUCUGGUAGAAUUAAGUGCAGGUUUGUUUAAAGUUGAGAGACUGAUUUCCAUUUCUGGUGUUCUUUUAGUUGAGUGUAAAUGAAGUCUGUCCAGUUGUAGUGAAAAAAAGCAAAGGCAUCUUGUUGGAUAAAGAUUUCAUCUACCCAUUUUUAGCCACUGUGACACAUUUACAUGCCUGCUAGUACCAUUCCAAAAUUAAACUGUUUUUGUCUACAGAUGUAAUGAGUAAAUUAUUUUCCUUAUAAAUUAAUAACUUUUUUCCUGUUACUUUACUGUUGCUUUUUUGCUUGAACACCUCUGGCACAAAUAACACUGUACUGUUAAGCAUGGACAGUUAAAAGUGCCAUUUACAAUCUUUUCAUUUGUAAAGCAAGCACUUGUAAAUAAGAGUUUUUGUACUAGCCAAGUAAUUUAUUUACAUUGCUUUUGUAAUGAAAAUAAAACUCAAAAGUAGCAGCCUUUUUACAAAAUUUUCCAUACAUCUUGAAGGUAAUGUUCAACUGAAAUAAAACUAUCUUGCCUUGCACUGGUAAUGUUGGCCUUUGGCAUUUGAGCUCUGUAUAUUUUGUAAACUGCCAUUUUGGUAACAUAAGGGCAUGAAGGGAUGUAAACUUUGCUAACAUGCAUCUAGUUAAAAAGACAUAAUUUGGACAAUUUUAUGACAUUUGGGGAAAAGAGAACACAUUUACAACUGCUUUGCAGUAAUUGUAUGCGGCUUCCUUUAAAUAUUCUGAAGAGCAUAAUUCCAGAAUAUAGAUGCAGUCAUAUGGUGCUUAAUUUGUUGCAUAGGAAAUGCUGAAAUCUGCAGCAGUGCCAAGUUUGUCACACCUACCUACUGUCUUGAGAAGCUAAUGUUCUACUAGCAAAAGCAAAGCUUUUGUCUCACUACAGAUUCAGAUUGAAGCAUUAGUUUAGAAUGGUUAACCAUGCAUUUGGCUGUAUAUUUAAAAAUCAUGAGCUGUCCACGAAGAAAUGACAGAUUACUCUGGGAUAAUGCAUCAGCAAAAUGUGACCUGAAAUUUUGAGAAAGUGACUGUGCAUAGUACAUACAGCUUUUCUAACCUUUGUGGCACAUCAGAGCACAUUUCCAUGAAACAUCAUUUAAUUGCAUUCAUUUAAACAAAAAUACAUAUACAUGUGUAUCGUGUGGUCUUCAGAUUGUGACAUGAUCUGUUCAGUGAUGCAUAGAAGACAUUACACUAUGUAUUGUGGGGAAACCUGUUGGGCUGCCUUUUUGUGCAACCUAGGGGUAAAUGUAUGUAGUAGAAGUGGGGUACACAACAACCAGAAGAAAAAAGCUGAAGGCAACAUUUUAUUUCUUCAUAGUUUGUAUGUCAUGUUCCUGGUUUGAUUAAAUAAAAUGCAGUCUUCUUGUUACUAAAAGUAAAACUUGAGGCUACUGGACAGACCUUGUAGGUGGAUAAAUUCUGGAAGUAAGGUCAUAUGCAUAACUAACUGGUAUGGGUGAUUUUUUUUAAACAAUUUUACCACCCUCAUUAAGUGUAGUCAGGGAUGUCCUGGUGUGUCUUGGACAUGUAUAGGUCCUGAGUGCUUUGCAGUGUUAUAACCUGCCACCAUUUAUUAAGCCAAGCAAAGUCAGUGUGACAUUAGUUAACAUUUUGAAUUGGUGAUAUAAAUUUGCAUUUGGCAUUUAUAACAAAAAAAGGUAAUGUAGAUCUGCUUGAUUUUGGUUUUGUGUUUUAUUUGGCUACAUUUCUGUGUAUGCUUUGUUUUAACUCUUCUGGCAAACACAGAAUGUGUCGGUGCCUGCUUUUCAAGUCAUUUGAUGCAAUGUAACCUUGUGUAGUUUUGAUAACUUUAUGACCAUGCUUCUUGUAUUUUAGCCAUAUUCGAGUAGGUUUUCUAAAUAUUUAUUUAUGUAACUGUAUUAACACAUCUGGUAUAUCCCUGCUGCAAUUUGUCAGCAGAUGCCAAUGUUUUUCCCCUCAGUGCUACAUCUUUACCAAAAGACAGCCAGCAGUCUUCUUGCAAAAAAAAAGGGGGGGGGGUAUAUAUAGUUUCCUAUAGGUCAGCCUUUUCCCCUUUUCAGCAGCCCUGCAACCCCUACAAUGUUGUUGAGGUUGGAACAUCUGCAGGAAGUUCCAGAUUAUCGAUUCCUAUUUUUCAAUUUAAUGAAGCUCCUCUUCUAAAUGAAAGUUGUUUGUUUCACUUUGUGCUUUUACUGUCUCAUCAGCAGAAAGAUAUCUGUUAACCUCUUUCUCCAUUCAUGUUAAUUUGGAGAAAAGAUAAUAUAGCACAAUCGCCAUUUGGUCUUUUUUACUGUCUUAGUCCAGAUCAAGAGCCUACAUUUAAUAUGUUCUACAAGGAUUUCUAGGAACUUUCACAGGUUUGAUUUUGAAAGGCUCUUUGAAAUUCCAGUGGUAAGCCAAAUAAGACGAAUAAAAAGACACAGCCUGUGUUUGUUGGCAAGACACUUGUACAAAUUUUCAAUCAUUAUUUACAGAUUCAUAAGCUGCCAUCAAGAUAGAAGGCUCUGUGGAAACUUUUUUUCUUUCUUCAGAGACCAUUUUUCAAGGCAUAGAGGGCAAGAUCUUGAUUUAACUAGUCUGUCAGAUUCCUGCUUGUGAUGCUCUGUUGAUUGACUAGAGGCAUAGUCUGGGCUGGGAUUUUGCAACUUGAUACCUGAGACAUGUCUUAUGCAUAGGGAAGUUGAUUUCAUGACUUCCUUUUUCUGGUCAUUCAGAAAGUCCUGCUAGAGAAAUGAGUGAAACAGUCUUCUUUUGGUCUGUCCAAAUUUGUUUCCUCCUGCUCCAGCCUCUCUUCUAGUUGUUGGAGUUUGCUAAUGUUUGGUUAAGGCACACUGUAUUUUACCCACCUCAAGUUCAUACGUGGCAGCAGAGUAAGUACUCAAACAUGUGAAACCUAGCAAUGUCUAAUCACAGAAGUCUUAUGAGCACUGUAGAGAUAGCUCAACUGUCACGUUUCACUAAAUGGAAAAUGUUUUGAGCUGCAUUGUUGAUUUCUUGUUUUCAGAGCUGGGUUUCAUAUUCUACUUUUCAGGUUCAUUUUAUUAAUCAUCAUGGUAUCCCUGAGCCAGUGGAAUUAAAAUUUUCUCAGAUUGUCAGUGCUGCUAGGAAAUCAUCUACUCUGGCCUUUGCUUCCAACUGGAAGUGAUUGUCAGUUUGGAUGAAAGGGUACUCUGUACUGCUCCAGACAGUUAACUUGCAGGUGACUUUGAAUUAUCUCAGACACAUCUGUGUGUUAGGCUUCUGUUAGUCUGUUCUCAAAGUGUGGAUGGUAUUCAGCAUGACCUUUUGGAGGGCAAAACUGUGGCCCAGCAGCAGCUAGUCAUGCAGCUCCUUGAAGUAGUGCUGCAUAUCUGUUCUUUGAAGAGUCCUUCUCUGAGGGAAUUUAAGUUUUUUUGUUGAUAGGCUUGUCUGACCACUGCUGAGUGCUAGUUCAACAAAAUGACUUUGUUUUAUACAAACACUGUUUCUUGCCUUCAUCAACUUUGCAAAUAAAAUCUUGGAAUUUCAGGCCAUUAUGUGUAGGAAACUGUAUGUGGACUUUUACUGAGUUACCCCUUAGAACUUACAUUUCUUACCUAAGCUGGUUUUGGAAUUGUCCCUGUACCAGUGUACUGUCGUCAUCAUAAACUCCCUUAUUUCCAUUUUCUACAUGCGUUUGGGGUGUUGUCAGCUGUUGCCAUCUCUCUUAAUUCAGUGCCCCUCUCCUGCCUUCGACACUCAUACAUGACUGUUGCAGGUCUUCCCUCUCACAAUCCAUCCACCUCUUUGGUGUACUAAUCUUCCAGAUGUCUUCACAAGGACAGAAAUCAGCAGAGAGAAGGCUCUUGGAUGCAUUGUGACAUCUUUAGUGUUAAGUGAAGCCAGUGCUUAAUUUUAUGAAGUAGCAUCAUUUUGUUACCUUUGCACUGGGAAGAAAGCCUCACUGUUGCGUGUUAGACACUUUCCAUGUGGCUUGCCAACUGUGUUGUCUCUUUCUAUCAGCCUGCUUACUGUCCCUCAGUUUAGAUUGUUUUGAUCAAAGCUCAUUCCUCUAGAGGGAUUAACUGCCUCCAGUGUUUGCUUCAGAAAUUGACACACUCUGUGUGCCCACAGCUUCACAAGGCUUUUCUUUCUGCCUUAUUUGGGCAAACAGUGUUCCAAAACACUGCUUUUUGAGCAUUGUGUUAGUGUUGUCCACAUUGUUUCUUUCAAUCCUGCUGUGCUGCUGCUUGUGAUUCACCCCAACCAAGACUUCAUCAAAGAAGGACCCUGCAUUAAAUGUAACAGAUACCUUCUUGCAGAUCAGUUGGUCUGAAAAGGGACCCAUCUUGAUGUUGAUCUGUGAAGUAACACUGAAGUACUGUAACUCUGAGAAUUAAAGAUAAUUUUUAAAGGGACAAAACGAACUUUGGGUUUUGCAUAAAAAAUGUUUGCCUGCAUACGUAAAAACCAAAGGAUGUUUCAUGCCAUUUUAAGAAUAAAAUUACUUUAAAAAUUGCUUCUGAAGUGGAAGUCUUAACUUACACAGCCAUGUUUACGGCAGUAAUGUUAGUGGGCAUGAAGGAGGUGGUUACGUCAGUUUGGCUUCCAGUCCAAAUUAUGGUGAAUUAGCAUGGGUAAGUAAUUGUGAGUGAAGUUAUGAAGUUUUCAAACUGUUAAAUUAACAGUUUUGGGGGAAAAAAACUUAAUAGGUAGAUUUUUUGCCAAAGUGUUAAUUUACCAGUUUGACAAUUAAAUAAUUUAAACACAACUGUGCAAGUUUAGACUAUUGUGUUAAGAAGCAAUUUUUAAAGUAAUUUUAUUUGUAAAUUGAAGUGAAAUGACCUUUGUUUUUUGCAUGAAAAGCAUUUCCAUGCAUAACGAUCAAUUUCCAUCUGCAUAUGUCAUCAUAUAUUCUGAUGCUUUGAGGAGUGUCCUUCUCAGAGGUUGUUAUAGUGCCUUUGUUUGUCAUGCCUUCCUUCAUAGGAGAAUUGCUACUGAGCACUUAAUCCUCCUGUUUCCAUAUGGCCUUAGAUCACCUGAUUUCCCAAACCUUAAGUCUGUUUCUUCUGUCCGGUCUUGAGCAGGUGUGUCUUCGGCUCAGAGUCUGAUCUAACUUCAGACACACAAGCUUUGGAUGUGGUGCUCAGGCUCCCUCCCCUUACGACAAGCAAGUAAGUUACUUCAGAUCUUGUUUUCUGCUGUUAAGCGUCAGAUGGUUUGGUGUUCUGGUGAUUUUUGGGGUGAUGCAUGAACUUUUUGCUUAUUUUCUUUGUUUUUCUUCUGAUUAGGUGUUCUUUUUUAACAUUCCCUCCCCUUUUAUUUGUGUGUGUGUGUAUGUAUAUAAAUAUGUACAUCUCUGUGUAUUUAUGUUAUAUAUAUGUAUGUGUGUGUGUGUGUGUGUGUGCGUGUAUAUAUAUUUACACACACACACAUACAUAUAAGUAAAAUACGCAGAUAGUAUAUAUACACUGAUGUACAAUUUUUUUUGGGUUAUCUUUCCCACUCUUGAUGCCUCCAAGCAUAGUUCCUCUGUCCCCUUUUUUCCCCAACUGUUGAUCUCUCUCCAUCCCUCCCUUUGUUGAAGUCAAAAUUUUUGGCUGUCCUCCUUUGAUAUUAGAAAUAUCCGAAAAACCUUCAAGCUUCAGAAAGUUUGUAUCCAGUACCAACAGCCAUUUCAGACAUCACAGAGAUGGACAUAUGAUCCUGAAAGUUCCUUCAUUUUAGGCUAGGAGCCAGUCAUUUCAAAUUCAGAGUCCUACCCUUUGGUCUCACUACAACCCCCAGAGUGUUCAAGUGCAUAGCAGUGGUUGCAAGGAUCUGGAUGUUCUCGUCUGGAUGAUUGGCUCAUCUCCGCUUCAUCCAGGGAUCUGCUGUUCCAGGCCAGGGAUUUCUUUCUCCAUCUUUUCUUGAAUCUGUGAAUCAAAGUGAAUACAACAAAGUCCAAGCUUCAGCCUCUUGAGUCCUUAGAAUUCAUUUGGUCUAUCAUACCCACAAAACCUCAGAUUCCAAAGCUUCCUUAGACUUGGAUUUCAAGUCUUCACAGGCUAGCCUUGGCUGUACUAUCUUGUCAGAAGCCACAGGCAAAACUGAUACUAUAUCUCUUGGUCUCCGUGGCAGCUGUGAUUACCCUAGUCCUUGUGGACGGAUACCACAUGAGAGUUCCACAAUUGGACCUUAGUAAUCCAAUGGUUUAUCAGACAACAUUGCAUGUCCUUUUGGGUAUAGUUAAUAAAGAUUGACAGAUCACACAUCAUUGGAGUCUCCAUCUGUAUCUCAAGGAUAUCCAUUUGUUCUUCAUUCACCUCAAGCCAUGGUGACCACAGAUGCUUCUCACCAGGGAUGGAUUGGAGGGUAUUUCUUUGGAAAAACGGUCCAAAGUAAAUGGUUUCUGAUGGAGGCCAAUUUUCAUAUUAACGUCUUGGAGAUGAGAGUGGUUCUCGUAGCAUUGCAGGCAUUUCAGGACUGUCUCAUCAUGGGUGUGAUAUCCAUCCAGACAAACAACAUGUCAGUGGUUUGUUGCAUCAACAAACUGAGGAACCCGAUCUUAUUGCUUGUUUUGAGAGGCCAUGAGGAUAUGGCAGUGGGCAACCUUUUCACACUGCUUUCUGAUAGGACAUGUUCUGGUGGACAGAUUGAGGUCUGUGUUUCUUUCUGAUGAGUGCUCACUCAACUGAGUUGUAGCAGAGUGUAUGUUCAGCCAUUGGUGCUGGUGUUUAUGUGACCUCUUUUCAUCUCUGCACAACACCAAAUUCAGCAAGUUUUUUGCUGUGAUCUCCCAGGAGGGGGGGAGUCAUCAAGGGAUGCUCUGGUCUGCAGGUGGCCCCCUGAACUCCUUUUAUGCCUUCCCUUCUACCCCUCUAAUAACCAAGUUCCUACAGAAAGCAUUGGUGAGGACGGUUAUAAUAAUCUAAAUUGCCCUCUACUGGCUUCAACAAGUGUGGCUUCCCUUCCUAUGGCCUCAUCUAAUGCACUCUUACUGGGUGCUGGGCUAAUCUGCAAACCUAAUAUCUCAUACAUUGGGGGUCAUCUCACCCAGACAUUCAGUCCCUCAAGCUAACUGCUUCUUUUCUCCAGUUCCAAUUAUGGCUUUCAUCCCUAGUCAUUCACAUUUUUACCUCUUGUCAGAAGGCUCUCUACAAGAAAGAUCUUCAAAAGCAAAUGGAAAAGAUUCUCUAUCAGUGCCUCCAGUAAUAAUGUAGACCCAUUUUCAGCCCUCUUUUACCCAUACUGGAUUUUCUUGCAUCUCCGUUUCAGAACAGUGCCACUUACUCCACUAUUAAAAUACAGUUGGCCUACAUGUAAUAGCUGGUUUCUUCUCCUCUGCUUCAUUACCUGGGUUUUUUCUUAAGUUUUCUAGUAUCUUUGGACGUAGUCUACUUUUUUUCUGGAGUUACGGGCAAACUUGAUCUAUAAGUAAGAGAAGGAGCCUGAGCACUGUAUCCAAAGCUUGAGAGUGGCCAAAAUUAGAUCUGUUAUCCAAAAACCCAUCCGUUAAGGAAGGAUGGAAGCAAACAAUACGGAUCUAUCAUUAAAGUGAGUACCUAACUUUCGUAUAACUAGCAUGUACUGUUCCACACUCUUGCUUGCCUUUUACCACAUUAAGUUGAUAUCAUUUGAGUAAUUUGGCUGUUGGCUGAUUAAUGGAAGUGAUUAUAAACCUACCUUCACCCCAUGGAAUUCAUCCUGCAGUUAUUUUCAGUUGAAACUGCUACUGUAACUGUACAUUAUCUCUUGUUUUUUUGCUUUCAUAUUCUUUCUGAUAGUGCUCAUUUCCUACUGAGCCAUUUUUUUUUCACUGCUAUUUAAAAUCUCAUUGUUUAGAGCUAGAAGAAUUUCAGGAUUUAACACUUGCCUCUUUUUGUUUCCUUACUAGAAAAUAUGAUUGGUUUGAUAAAUUCACCUAGUCAAAAACAGAAGUGUUAGCCAUCUCCUUGACAUGGAAAGAUAAAGUGCUUGUUACAGCCCAUGUGACCAGAAUUGGAGUACUAAAUCAGGCUCUUGAUGGAGCUGGUAGGGGAGCAUGAGUGCAUCCCUACUCACAGGGUGGAAGGUGGCUCCCAACUGGUUUACUUACGCUGCAGGUGAAACCAGAGGCUUUUAUUGCAGUAGCAAACCAGUGCAGGAAGGACAUGGGGUGUAGCCACCAAAACCAGAGACUGUAGCAUUUACCACUACAUGCAGAGGAGUGAGGAUGUGUACGGCUAAGGGUGGGAGUAAGUCCCUUCAGCAAAGUAGGUGCUCACAUCACCACCAGGGGUGGGGUAAGACUUAAACACACAUACUCUCAGUUGCUGGAUUGCCAGCAAGGACAGCUUCCACUGGGCAACUCAUGUCUCUGUACUGGACCAAUGCUGUCAUAUGGGGGAGGACUAAAUGGGUGAGCCUGAUCAGGGGAUAGCUUGAUGGUCAACAUGUGUGGGCAAUAAGAACUUAAAAAAGGAGUUGCUUGCACUUUAUCAGUGCUCCUGCCAUGUGCAAGUGAAAUAAUGCUGCACUUUUCCUGUUUGAUUAAAAUACAGUUGCAUGAUUCAUUAACAGAAGUGCCUUGCUUUUCUUGUUUGAAUGCUGGGAUCCUGCAUACAUGUUUCUGCUACUCUGUAACAAGGUCUUAUUUUUGCAGUUGUUAUAUAAAUCUUAAAAUAUCAUAGCUACUGAGAACAGUUUUUACUAUUUUUAGUAUUCCAAGGUGCAAGUGCAUGUAUCUAGCUCAAUUUGCUGAUUCUUACUUAGCCUUUGUGACAAUCUGCACAGCUGCCAUUGACUCCUGUAUAUUUUUAUUAAAUUGGAACACUAAAUUGUUGUAGUGUUAUCUGGAUGAUGAUCACAGUUGCUGAAAGGUGAAUUUAGUAUGGAAUAUGACUGCUUUAUCUUUUGAAUUGUUCAAGAAUAAAAUGUUUGUUUGGAAAGUUUAGAUAGGGCUGAAAGAUUAUAAACAUUGUCUCUGUCUUCACAUUGCUGGUUAAGGGUCAAGUUGCACAGCCAAGUCAGGGGCAGCUUUCCUGCCAAAAUUUUCAGUGAACAGUAAUAUUGUAGGUGUGGGCUGUGAUUGUUCAUAAAAUAUAUGCAGGCACCAUCUAUCCUUUUAGAAUUGUACUAUCAGAAUCUACAGUCAUUGAAGAGCUUAGUAGCACUUUCUGCUUGUUAGUCUAGUCUAAGUGGAAAUCAGGUUCCAGUAGUGGUGGUUGCAGUUUUUUUCAUCUUAUGUACAAUCAUGUAAUACCUUAUAAGUUACAUUUUAGACAGAUGCAGUUGCCAUAAUGUUAGCGGCAUUGCAUUUAGUAGUUAUUUAGGAAAUACAUUUCUGUUUCAUGUUCAUUACUUGAGUUGUUUUUUUUUUUUUUUUGUUUGUUUUGUGCACUUCCAUUUUUAAUGUCACUGAUAAUUUCUUGCAUAGCUGUUACUCUGCCCUUGGGAGAAAUUGUGGUUGUCAUACCAAGUAAUGCUUUAUUUUGUGCUGUGACCUUGUCUAGUAGCAGUUUCUUUUGUCUUUACUUUUAUCUAUCUGUGAGUUUUAAUAGUUUUAUUUCAUUCUCCAUUUCAUAUUUUUAAAGUGAUUGCACUGUUGCUGUUUGUGUUGUGUGCUGAGCUUUUAUGCAGCAAAAAAUUAAAAGAAAUGCAGAAUAUUUCCUAUAGAAAGCCAUUCUCAGUGACUGCAAGUACUAUUGAAGGAUAUGAGACCUAGCCAAGGCAUUAGGUCCCGCAGUAUAGGCACAGCCUUCAAAAGUGUACAGUGGUUCGACUUUGUUUAGUCAGAAUUCCAACUCAGAACAUUUUGAGUAAAAUGUUGAGGCUGGCUUUUUGCUGAGUACAAUUUUUAUCCCUUCAUGGGAUGUAAUAGAUACUUGCAGAAUUAAUGUUAAAAAUGAAGCCUGAUGAUAUGCUUCUGCCUUAUUUCAGACUCAUUUCUAAGUCUUGCCAUUUCUCAACUUAGUAGUUCUGACUUGUGAGAAGUUUGGUAACGUAAUGAUAAUAGUGAUUAUUUAAUUACUGUAGAGAUGUUAGUUUUAGUUCUUUAAAUGUGUGAAUAUUUUUUAUUUGAAAUGUCUGAGGGCAGAACAAUAUUUUAUACAUCUUCUGGAUAUAAUCAUAUUUAACAUGUGAUGUGUAAGUUAAAAUCCUGGCAAAAUGAAAAAUCAGAUACUGUAACAGAUGUGAUGAUUAGUUAUUCUGAGGUUCUUCCCAAAGUGUUUGGUGAGGUUGAAGGGUAUUAUGCUGUAUCUUGAGUGUGUGAAUAAAUUAUUUAAGGUCCACUGAGCAAGCCUAGACCAGGUUUAUAUUGUGGCUGCUAAGUAUGGGAAGGGAUUGUUAGUGAGGAUUUUCUGUUGAUAAGGGCACUAAACUGUAGGAUGCUUUUGCUAAUAAAAGACGUAAGUUGCAUGAGAUGGUCAUUAGAUUUCCUAUUGCUUAUGGUAUGCUGUCAGGUAUAUGUACUAAGGUUUAUCUACCUUAGCUUUAUGUGGUAGGGAAAAGGAUGCUUUACACUGUUAUGAAAAAUGAAAACUUUGCUAAUUAACAGAGCAUGUGUAAAUUUUACACUGUGUGGCUACCUUCUUCAUGAAAUCAAAUGUGGCCUGUAUUAUGGAAAGAAAGCAGGCUUUUUAGGGUAGCCUUACCUUGAAAACAUUCCAUCCAGGGUCAGUACUCUCCUCUCCUUCUCAUAGGGUCUUGAUUCCUCCAGAACAUUCCAAUGUAAACACCAGAAAUCUGCAAGAUUAGAGGACAUAUCUGCCAUUCUAGAUGUUGGCAUAAUGGUUAAGGUGUUUACCUUACAGACACGAGGUACAGGGUUUGAUUCUUACAUGGAGUAAUUGGCUAGACUUAAAAUGGUUCAUAAGGGCAGUUAGCCUAGUACUAAUCUGUGAACCUCUAAAAGUAAACAUCUAAUGACUAGAGAUGCUAUAUUUAAAUGUUGUAUAUUUCCUGCUGUCUUGUCUCACAGGUAUUUUGCUAAUAGAUACCUCACAAUCCAGAAGGAGAGGUCAUCUGGAGGGUCUGUCAGGACAGAAAAUCCUUUGUGAUGGUGACAAAGGUGCACAACAAAUUUAAGAAAAUGUUCACAGCUCCCUUUCAUUAAAAGGCCUUCAGAAAACAUGAGAUCAGGGUGCUUUUAGUGAACAUAGAUAACUGAACAGUUAUGUCGUACUUAAACAGAGGAGCACAAAGUCUUGAAAGAGAUGCGAGCCAUCCAUGACAUUUUGGGGCCUGCCAUUAUCCAUGAAUCUCACUGCAAGCACUCAUUUUCCCAGAACAUAAAAGCUAGUAAAUGCAUUCAUUUAAAACAUUUAUCUAGUUGUUGGGUGUCAGCUUCAUCCUCAAGUCUUUCAAGAUAAGGUCUCUGCCUAGUGAAGGCUGGACAGGGACCCGUUUACAUUGUUGUAGAACGCUUAGUUGUACAAGUUUUGGGUCUUUGUUGUCUUGUCAAGACCCUUGGGAAAUGAACUGCCAGAGCUCUGCCAAAACAACAAAAUAGGAAGUACUCUGUCAGUGCUGGUGGUGGUGUACCAUUCUGGCCAAGACAACUGUACUGCUCCCAACUUAUUGAUGAUCUGGUUUUCUUUAUUUUCCCCUUAUUUCUGAGAUGGUCUUCUCAUUCAGCACCAAGGCAUUGCAACAUCUGUGGUAAAAGGCACACCAUCUAACAACUUGGAUAUUGUAGUUUUCACUGUAAAUAGAAAACUGUUCUUACCUCAGCCUUUGCAUCUCCUAAGAAGCAAGAUGUUCUAUUAGAAAAUUGUCAGAAUAGAAGUGAUUCUGUUAGUAAUGAUGGCAAUUGUCCUGUACCACCUUGUGUACAGCUUAAAUGAACUAGGCCUGCCUUGCUCUACUGUUAUUUAAGGGUAUUUGUUUAUCAGAUGCAUACAUUCGUGUUAACAGUGGAAGUGUCUCAUGAGGGUGUUUGUCAUCAUAGGGUUUAGGUUUAGCAGUGGGAUUUGAAAUUUGAUGUGGAAACUGAAAAUUUUGAGCUAGUAUAUUUAUUUACAUUGAAAUUCCUUUCUUGUAAGAUAACUCUGCUUGCAGUUCUGUUGGUUCUAAAGAGUAAUGGCACUUAAGGAUUGUAUGCGGUGUGAUCCUGUUGUGGCUUUCCAUAAGGAUAGAUUGUCUGUGUGUGAUAGACCUUCCUUUAUUUUAGAGGGCAUUUCAGACAUCAGCUUAAGUUAAAAUAAAAUCAUACUGCCCUAUUUUAACCUACAUCCAAAAAUAUUCUUUACAUGAUAACACUGAGAAGGCCAAAGGUGUCAGUCUGGCUAUCUCUGUUAGAUUUGUAGUUUAUUAACUUAGAUGGCCCAUUGGUAUGGUAGACCUCUACAGGUAGCAAUCACAUCUCAUUUAUUUCUAGAACAUCUUCCUUCUUUACAGGAUUUAUUUCCACAUUUGUCCAUGGUGUUGGAAAAUAUUUGACUAGCCUGAUAUAUAUGAAACAAUGCAGAUGCUGUGGCCAAAGCUAGAAUUGUUCUUAUUGUAGUGUUUGUCCAAGAGGGUCAUUGCUGGAGCAUCCACGUUGCCUCUGGAUGUGCAUCUUCAUAUACCCAGCUAGCACUAUGUAUACAAGAACAUAGUAAUGAAGUACAGUUUUGUGAGGUGCUCAACAUAAAAGUAGCUGAUUGACUGUCCCUGCAGUCUCUUUCCAUCAUCCAUCUCCCUUUUCCCCCCAAGAAUUUGUUCCAUAUGGUAGUCCAGAUGCUAUGUUGCAAAGAGCCUGGUGCAUGUUGAAAGUGUGUUCUCUUAGACAAGUGCCUGCCUGCCAUAGUAGUGUUGCAGAUUAGCAUGUUGUCAGGAAAAAUUGUUUGCUGGUUCAGUUGUGUUUUGUGAAUGGUAAGACCUUUACAGCCUUAUUUUAACCAGUAUUCUGCCACCACUGCAGCUUACACACACUCUGUGACAUUUAAGCCUUUAGCCUCGGCAUGCACCUAAUCAGAUUGAGACAUUGAGAUGACUUUACACCUUACACCAUGCUCUCUUGCUGUGUGCCCAGUAUUGGAAUUCAGUCAAAUAUGUUGAAUGGAUUAUUAGUGUCACAUGCUACCAGUUAGUUGCAAGAGACACCACUGUGUGUAACCGUGUAGCUGAGGAGUUGGUAGAUGUUGCCAUAACAUAACGUUUAAAUUGGAAGUAAUCCUCUUGGGGAGAGUAGAAUGCUAAUGGUGGUGCUUUCAUUUGCUAUAAAGGAAGGAGCUUUCUUGUUCAUGCUUCCGUUUAGUAAACUCACAGGAAUUGGAUUAUGUCUCAGCCAGUCACUGCUCCCAGGCAGUAUGUCAUUACUGCUUAUGGACUUUUUUCUUUUUGGGUAGAGACCAUGAAGUGGGCUUUGUAAACCACCCAGCAUUAUGAAGAUGGGGACACUUAAGUAAUCUGUUGUGGUGAGUACCAUACACAGCUGUCUGUCCUUUAAGCUAUCACUUCAUAAAGCAUUACUGACAUAUUUGUAUAUGACAACCAGAGCCUUUUAGACAUAGCAUAACAGAUUAACACUAACUUGAUAGACAGUAUUCUGUCAUUUAUUAAUUACAGAUUUAGCAGCAGUUUUUUUUUUAGAUAUUUUAACAAAAAGGACAAGAGAAAUGAAACAGAUACUUUAUGCAUUGGGAAGGAGCGUAACAGUUCUGGUCUAAGGAGAUACAGUUGUGACUUUUAUUAGAAUCUGUUUUUGAAUUUCUGAACUUAUUUUUUAUAAUUUGUUUCCAUUUUUAAAAUGUAUAAUGGGAAUUUUUUAACUGUUGUCUGUUCUGUAGCAAAUUGCUGUUAAAAUGUAUAUACUUCAUUAAAGAUAAAGUUUAAAGUGGAGAAAUAAACUUCAGGUUUUACAUAAAAAGUGUACACAUGCAUCCUUGUAUAUGUGAACACUCUUGUGUAAAACUAAAGUUUGUGUCCGAAUGUUUUUGGGCAGAAAAAGAAUUAUUAAAAAAAAAAACUUCAGAACACAGAAGUCUAAACUGCUCCUGCUGUAUUUACAGCAAUAAUACUAAUAUGCUGGCAGAAGGCAUGCAUAUCAAUUUGGGAGCCAUCUAUAAUUCUGCUUGGUUAAAGUGAGUAAAUACCUUUUAAAAAAAUGUAAUUCCCUACCUGUUAAAUUUGCUGAAAACUUUUUUGCUAAACUGUUAAACAGGCUGACAGGUAAUGUAAAAAUCAGAUUUUGUUUGACCACUUUAAACAUUGUCUUUAUAGCCCACAUAAAACUACGUGUGAAAGAAGUACUUUACUUGUUAUGGUCUAACAGGUGUAAUGUGCACUGUCGCACUUAAGUUAGUCACUGUACUGAAGUCUUGCAAAGCUUGGGCUUUAAUCAUGCUGUCAGCUUCUUGUAUAGAAUUCAGGUAUUAUCUGUCUGUUAUGGAGUAAGCCAGAACAAACAGUGUAAUGACACUUUUGCCAUUGUGCUCUUUCUAACAGUAAAGCCACUGAAAAUGCUGGUGACAUGAGUAUAUACCCAGUGUAUCAUCCACAUUUCUUCCCUUUCAACUGAUCUUUACUUUGAGAAAGAAGUUUUGCAUGGAAUUAAAAUGGGAGGACUUUUUUCUUGAUUAUGUAAUAGAACUUCCUUUGAAAUGGCAAGAUAGAAGACCCUUCCCACUUCAAGUGUUCCAUACUUGGCUUUGUCUCGAUGUUUACUUUGCAUGUCAUUUCAUUUUUUUUGAAGAUGGAAAUUGUAUUGUUUGCACAAGUUGCCUUGUGAGUUCUUUGAAAUGCAUCCCAAACAACUUUUGUGAAACUUGUACUGUUUGCCUUACUUGAGGAAAAAGUGUCUUAUUUGUAAAGAGAAUAAAGUUGUAUCACAUUCCAUGCCUAUCCCUUAACUAAAUAAAGUUAUUUCUGUUUUCA
Molecule: messenger RNA, 19250 nt
Organism: Protopterus annectens (West African lungfish)
Lineage: Eukaryota; Metazoa; Chordata; Ceratodontiformes; Protopteridae
Gene: TNKS2
Product: tankyrase 2
Cellular component (GO): nucleus; cytoplasm
Molecular function (GO): protein binding; NAD+ poly-ADP-ribosyltransferase activity
Source: RefSeq, a predicted model, not a curated record